GCUUCGGUCCACAAUGUGCUUAGUACAUUUUGAUUUGUUGAUUUGCGUGGUUCUUUGAAUCACUCGAGUGAGCAGCGUUGCUUUUGCAAGCGACGUAAUCAUAGAUUUUCGCUAUUAUUACCUUACGUGAGAUAUAAAAACCGUCUCAGUCAGUUUUACCAUCCACGUUGUCGCUGCAGUGUGCUUCCAACCUUCAGUAAACACGCGUUGCUCUAUCCGACGACAGCACACAUAGUUCCACCAUCGGCUGUCAUUUUGACUUUUGACUUACAUACAAAUUUUAUUUCUACUUAACUGAGCUGUUUCUUCGUGGCAUUCGAAUUAUUGGAAAAUUGUUGAAACAAAUUGCUAAAGAUUGCAACAAAUCAAAGAAAAUAUACAAAAAUAAUAAUAAUAAUCGCAACCAAAUCUAUGUGCGCAUGACGUGUGGACAAAUUUUCGUAGUGUGUUGUCGGCGAAGAGCGAUUGUUAGCUAAUUCACUCAAAACAAAAUAUUAUAUAUGUACAUAUAUUUACACAUACGUAUGUGUAUAUGUGAAUGCGUGUGGGCAACGUCACUGUCGGCACUUUUGUAUUUUGCUGCAAUUAAUAGCUUUCGAAAAACUCGAUAAAUAUUGAAAUAGCAGCAGAAGAAAGUUUUGAAGUGAUUAUAUAAAACUGGUUUGAUUGAGAAUUAUUUAUAAACUUGUGCUGACAACAACGCGACACGUUGAAUAAUUUGUGUCCAUACAUAUAUUUAUGUACGUAUGAGUUUAAUCGCUUUUGGCUAGCGUUUUAGUGCAACUAAGUGAUCACAAAGCAACGGUGCUUCCGAUUUAGUACCUCCCCUCAACUUUGUAAAUAAACAAAACAAAGUCGCGUGGUUCAACGUUAUCACUACAUAAAAUGUCACACAAGACACUCAAAUAUGCGGAAUAUUCGCAAUUUCACUUUUCAAUUGCGGAUUAUUGCGUUUUUGUGGGGAUGUUGUUGCUAUCCACGGGUACGGGUAUCUAUUUCGGUUAUAUAAGAAAGAAUAUAAAACCAGUUAAACCAACUACUAAUUUAGAGAUGAAUAAACACAAAGAACCGGAUUUUGGUUCCAAAGCAAUGAGUGAAUACUUGUUGGGCUCUAGGCGGCUGAAAGUGUUUCCAGUAGCAAUGAGUCUAGUUGCCAGUUACAUUUCGGGCGUAACUAUGCUGGGCGUACCAUCGGAAAUCUACAGCUACGGUACUCAAUAUUGGUUGAUCAUUGUUUCGGUUAUUUUAAUGGCAUUCGUGGUGUCAAGAGUUUAUUUGCCUGUAUUCACGGCUUUAAACGUUGGAUCUUCUUAUGAGUACUUGGAAAUGCGUUUCAGUUCCAGUGUACGCAGUAUAGCUUCAUUUAUGUUUGUGAUGGAUGAGAUAUUUUUCUUGCCAAUAAUUUUGUAUGUGCCGGCAAUAGCGUUUAAUCAAGUUACAGGCGUCAAUAUAUAUGUCAUAAGUGGGAUCAUUUGUGUAGUUUGCGUGAUCUAUACAUUGAUUGGUGGCAUAAAAGCCGUAGUUCAUACAGAUGCCUGGCAAACAUUGGUCAUGUUUGUUGCGUUGGUGGUUGUAGUUAUACUGGGCACGAUAGCUGCAGGCGGACCUGGACCAGUAUUUAAGCACGCCUCUGAAGGUGGGCGCCUCAUUUUCUUUAAUAUUACCCCAUCACUGUAUGAGCGACAAUCAUUUUGGGCCGUCUUGAUCGGCGGUUUCACCUACUGGACUGCCUUCAAUAGCGUCAAUCAGACCAUGGUUCAGCGCUACAUGUCUUUGCCGACAUUGAAGAGAAGUCAACACUCGAUUGUCAUCUUUACGCUGGGCGUUGUGCUUUUCUUAUCAGUUUGCUGCUUUGCCGGUUUGUUGGUUUUCGAUUUCUAUAGAAAUUGCGAUCCGCUAAAUGCUGGACUCAUAUCGAACGACGAUCAGUUACUACCCAUCUAUGUUAUGCAAACUGUUGGCCAUCUACAAGGCAUACCGGGUCUCUUUAUCGCUGGCGUUUUUGGCGCCGCGUUAAGCUCACUCUCGGUCGUACUCAAUGCAACGGCUUUGGUAUUCCUACAGGAUAUCGUGCGUGGCAGUUUUAAGAUACAACUAAGUGAACGUGCAACAAAUAUUUUGGUGAAAAGUGUUAUCGUUGUGCUGGGCACAGUAGCAAUGGCAUUGAUAUUCGUGCUAGAGAAGUUAAGUGGUAUUUUGAGCGUUGCCACCUCGGUCACCGCCAUUGCGGGUGGCACAACUUUUGGUAUGUUCACGCUUGGCAUGUUGGUGCCAUGGAGUAAUACGAAGGGUGCUUUGGCCGGUGCUGCGGCGGGUGCACUGAUGUCUGGUUGGGUGUCAUUUGGAUCACAGGCGGCGAUAGGUGCCGGUCGUAUUGGUUCACAUAAAUUGAAUGUUUCCGUAGCGGACUGUUUGGCAAAUUACACAAUACCAGAAGCGGAUUAUGGCAAUGAAGCGGACGUAUUUCCUUUAUAUCGUCUAUCGUUUCAUUGGAUAACCGUGAUUGGCGUUCUAUCAACGUUAAUAGUUGGUACUGUGGUGUCCUUUCUAACCGGACCGACGGUGUUGAAGAAGUUAGAUGCAGAGUUAAUAUCACCCGUAAUUCAUAGAUUUUUACCAAAGGAAUGCUUCCCACCACGCAAUGCAAAUCCGGAUUUUUCGCGCGACAAUACUGCUCAAACUUUCACCCAUCUCUUGGCUAACAGUGGUGAUAGUCCAAGCGAUCUGGGCAGAUAUUAAGGGAUAGAACAGGGAUAGAAACUAAGAUAUUUAGAUUUUUUUUUUUUUGCAAAGAGCAAAUUCCAAUUACUAUUAGUAUAGUCAGAGUAAACGCUAAAUUUGCACAUUUUAAGACAAGCAACUUGAUUGACAAUAACAAAAGAGCAAACAAAAACCAAAUUCAUUUCAUAAACCGUGUGUGCUGUAAAGUUAAUAAUUGUUGCAUUUUAUAGUUACUGUACUUUUUUUUAGCCAUAAUUGCGUAUGUACAUAUGUAAAUGUGUAGUGUAGGUAAACAGUUUAUAAUUAGAAAUUAAAUAUGUAGCAAAAAUUCCAAUUAUGAAUUUUAUUAUGCCUAUGUAUUUAAGUCCACUUGUGUGUAAAUAUGUAGCAAAAAUUCCAAUUAUGAAUUUUACUAUGCCUAUGUAUUUAAGUCCACUUGUGUGUGUGGAGUCAAUGUCAUUGUAUAACAGUAAAACUAUACCGGUGUAAUUCGUUCAAUUUUUGGGCAAAUAAGUAAAAAAAUGAAAAGUAAACAAAAGACAAGAAAGAAAAGUUUCCAGUACCAAGUGGGCAGUUGUGGCUGAAGUCUCUAAAGUCGAUAUAAUAGACAAGAACUAUAAAAGUAAAUGUAAAUAUUAAAGAACGAUAGGCGAAUGAAAUAAAAAAUGUAUUCUAUUUUUUCUUGUAUUACAAUAAUGUAAAUAUUAAAAAAGAACGAUAAGGUCACAAAAAUUAACUAUAUUUGUUCCACUUAUAUGUUACACUAAUUUUUAAAAUUGUGCACAAAAUACUUAAAAAUCGAUUACUUAGUUAAUUUAUAAAGACCUAUUUACACUAGAAAAUAUACAUUACAAAUUUGGAAAUCAAGAGCAAUAAAUUAAUACUAUCAACAUCAAAAUGUUGUUAUUAUAUUAUAUAAAAACAAAGCUGAUUGGAUGAUCGGUUUUUGGACCUCAAUGUUUUCUGGGAUAUUAAUUCGUUGUUUUUUCCAUAAUUAGUGUUAUUAGGUGUAUCCCAAAAAUAUAAUUUAGACAGCAUUUAAUAGACUUAUAAUAUACAGCAAAUUAUGAAGUAAUUGGACAAUAAAUUAGCAUAUAAAAACGCAAAUAUACAUACAUAAAAAAUACAAAUAUACAUAAAAACAAAUAAAAAAAAAACAUUACCAAAAAAAUGUCUUGUAAAUUUAGUAGCAUUUUCGUAAUCCUAUUCACACCUCAAUCUAUGUACGUAAUUUCUUUGAGUCAGAUUGAAAAUCAUUAAAUACUUAUGUAGUAUGUAUAUUAUAGUCGCAAAUAAAUUUAUUAUAGUCUCAAAUGAAAAAUUAUCAUAAUCAAUAAGAUAUACAAUAUGCAUAAAUGCAAUUGCGGGCCAAUUAUGAACGUCUGUGAUAACGCUUGGUAUCUGCUUUACAACUUAAUAUGUAAAUAAAAUGUCAAAACAAAAAUUAAAUAAAAAUCAUAAAUAUAAUAUUUUGAAACAUAA
Molecule: messenger RNA, 4203 nt
Organism: Bactrocera latifrons
Lineage: Eukaryota; Metazoa; Arthropoda; Insecta; Diptera; Tephritidae
Product: sodium-coupled monocarboxylate transporter 2-like
Exons: 11
Coding region: 886-2739 (617 amino acids)
Biological process (GO): sodium ion transport; transmembrane transport
Cellular component (GO): membrane
Molecular function (GO): symporter activity
Source: RefSeq, a predicted model, not a curated record